CUUUCGCUAAACAGCUUUUACUUAUCUUCUUUGAUCGUUUUCAAUAUUAAUAUACAGUUAUAUACCCUUAAGAAACAGCCAUGGAAUUCCUUUAUCUGUUCUCAAGGAGUACUGUUUUCAUGGCGCUUGCCAUUUUUGUUCCUUUAAUCUACUCUUUAUUUACGAAAUCAAGAAAGGCACGUGAUAAUAAGAUUAGACUACCACUGCCGCCAGAACCCACCGGUAGAUUACCAGUUAUUGGCCACCUCCACCUGCUAGGUGGGUCGCAACCACCACACAUAACGCUAGAAAAAAUGGCUGAAAAGAUUGGACCAAUAUAUUCAAUCAAGCUAGGUGUGCAUCGAGCUUUGAUCGUAAGUAGUUGGGAGAUGGUCAAAGAAUGCUUUACUACAAAUGACAAAGCAUUUCGUGAAGGGAAGCGCACAGAAGGGCUAUAUCAGGGUUGGUUAAAGAAUAAAAAUAGCAACAAUAAACUUGAGGUGGAAAUGAUAAAAUGGUUUUGGGACGUAUCUUUGAAUGGAAUAUUAAAGAUGGUUGUAGGGAAAAGAUACGUUGAGUAUAUAAAAAAGGACGAAGAUAUUAAUGAGAGUGGCCACUGGCGAUAUGCUUUGAGGGAUUUUUUCCAAUUAUCUGGCAAAUUUGCAGUGUCUGAUGCACUUCCAUAUCUGAGAUGGCUUGAUAUUGGUGGAGUUGAAAAGGAGAUGCAGAAGACAACUAAAGUGUUAGACAAUGUAAUGACAGGAUGGUUAGAAGAACACAAGAAGAAGAGAGCUUCUGGUAUGGCUAACUCGGAGGAAGACUUCAUGGAUGUAAUGCUGUCCCUACUUGAUGACUCUAAACAGAUUUCCAAUCGAGAUGCUGAUACCGUCAACAAAGCUACUUGCCUGGCUCUAAUUUUGGCAGCCUCCGAUACUACUAAAACUACCUUGACUUGGACUCUGUCUUUAUUACUAAAUAAUCCGGAGGUCCUAAAGAAAGCCAAAGAUGAAUUAGACAUGCAAGUUGGUAAAGAAAGGCAAGUGAAGGAUUCGGACAUAAAGCAUCUAACAUAUCUUCAGGCUAUCAUUAAAGAAUCAUUAAGGUUAUAUCCUGCAGCGCCAUUAUCAGUGCCACGGGUAUCUAUUGAAGAUUGUGUUGUCGGCGGCUACCGUAUUCCAGCAGGCACACGACUUUUUGUUCAUAUUUCGAAAAUUCAAAGAGAUCCACGUGUAUGGGAAAACCCUUCAGAGUUUCAACCAGAGAGGUUUCUUACGAACCAUAAGGAUAUUGAUGUGAAGGGUCAAAAUUAUGAGCUAAUCCCAUUUAGCACUGGAAGAAGAAUUUGCCCCGGAGCUUCUUUUGCUCUUCAAGUUUUGAACCUGUCACUCGCUACUCUGCUCCAUGCGUUUGAUAUUGAAACUCCAUUAGGGAAACCAGUUGAUAUGACUGAGGGCCAUGGUAUAACCAACCUCAAAGCCACUCCUCUUGAUGUUCUUCUUACGCCUCGUCUUCCUGCGCACCUUUACUAAAACAGAAGAAGCUUCUUUUCUUGUUUCUUUAUAUUAAUAAAUUGUA
Jatropha curcas is the source of this 1554-nucleotide messenger RNA. The record is from RefSeq and is a predicted model, not a curated record. Lineage: Eukaryota; Viridiplantae; Streptophyta; Magnoliopsida; Malpighiales; Euphorbiaceae.